AGGGAGGAAAGGAGAAGCGGAGCGCGAGCUCGGAAGAGGCGCUGGUCAUGUGACUUCCAGGAAGUUGCCUUGGAAAUGCGGACAGGUGAAGAGAAAUGACAUAAUUUACAUUCCAGCCUUCCGGGGCAAAGAAAGCUGGGGGAAGAAAUUGGAGAAACCUGAAAGGGAGCUAUGCCUCUUACUCAGAGGAGGCAGUCUACUAAGAAAAGCCUUGUGUCACAGUUCACACAUCAUCAUGUUGCUGUGUUCCUCCUCACUUUCUUCAGCUACUCUCUUCUCCAUGCCUCCCGAAAGACCUUUAGCAACGUUAAGGUCAGCAUCUCCAGCCAAUGGACCCCCUCUAGCUUUAAUGACUCUGCCUUCAUUCUUCAACCAAACGAGCUUUGGAACAGCAGUCAUCUAUUUCCUAAUGCUGAAGAAGCUACGUUGUUCCUUGGAACAUUGGACACCAUCUUCCUGUUUUCUUAUGCUGUGGGCCUCUUUGUUAGUGGUAUUAUUGGGGAUCGCUUGAACAUGCGCUGGGUUCUGGCCUUUGGGAUGUGCUCCUCUGCCUUAGUGGUGUUUGUGUUUGGCACUGUUACCGAAUGGCUGCAUUUCUACAACAAGUGGUUCUACUGCUGCCUGUGGAUUGUGAAUGGCUUGCUGCAGUCCACGGGCUGGCCCUGUGUGGUAGCUGUCAUGGGAAACUGGUUUGGCAAAGCUGGGAGAGGAUUUGUUUUUGGACUCUGGAGUGCCUGUGCAUCAGUGGGUAAUAUCCUUGGAGCAUUUCUUGCCUCAUCGGUUCUGCAGUAUGGCUAUGAGUAUGCCUUCCUGGUGACAUCAUCAGUCCAGUUUGCUGGGGGAGUUAUUGUCUUUUUUGGCCUUGUGAUUUCUCCCAAAGAAGUAGGCCUCCCUGAAAUUGGCACAGAAGGGGAGGGUGAAGCUGUUGAGGAAGAUGCCACUGAGCCAUUAAUUAGCAGCCACGAGAAUGAAGAUUUCGAUGAGCAGAAUCACACCAUUCAGGCAUCAGACCUGAGCAGUGGUAGAAAUGCUCCAUCCCAGGCCAUUGGAUUUUUUCAGGCGUGCUGUCUGCCUGGCGUCUUAUUGUAUUCCUUGGCCUAUGCUUGCCUGAAACUAGUGAACUACUCCUUCUUCUUCUGGCUGCCUUUCUACCUCAGCAACAAUUUUGGUUGGAAGGAGGCAGAAGCCGACCAGCUCUCAAUCUGGUAUGAUGUUGGAGGCAUUAUAGGUGGUACCAUCCAAGGUUUUAUAUCUGAUGUGCUACAAAAAAGAGCUCCUGUAUUAGCUAUUAGCCUCAUCUUGGCUAUUGGAUCUCUCUUUGGAUACAGCCGUUCCCCAAAUAAUAAACCUAUCAAUGCUGUUAUCAUGGCGAUUACAGGCUUUUUUAUUGGAGGCCCUUCCAACAUGAUCAGCUCUGCCAUUUCUGCUGACCUGGGACAUCAGGAUGCGAUCAAAGGAAGUAGCGAGGCUCUUGCAACCGUGACAGGGAUUGUGGAUGGCACCGGCAGUAUCGGGGCCGCUGUGGGUCAGUACUUAGUAUCUUUGAUCCAGGAGAGGUUGGGAUGGAUGCAAGUUUUCUAUUUCUUCAUUCUGAUGACCAGUUUAACGGUGGUCUUCAUCAUGCCGCUGAUAGUGAAGGAAACCAAUAUGCUCCUUUCGCAGAGGCGCUUGCGCAGGUUGGCUGGCUGACUCUCUUCUCUCUUCUGUCAGUGGAGGUUUUUUUUUUCCCAAGAGGGAACUUGGCUCUUCAGGAUUUUUGCCUUCAUUUCUUGAUUUACAUCCACAAAGACCGGAUUUGCUGAGAAAUGGCCACCAACACAUCCAUCGCUGAAAGAUUGUCAUCUGAAUCCCGUCUGAAGAUAAUGCUAUGGAAACCCACCACUGGGAAAGAGCGGACUGUCUGCUUGGAAGUCUUAAUUGGGUGUAUCAGUGAGAGAUGUUUUCUCUUUUGAUUUUUACCUCUUGUUUCCAAGGCUUGUGUGUGCGAUUAUCAAGAUCAAAUGAUCAAAUGUUGGGCUUGUGUGUGGGAGAAAAGUUUCUUGAAAGCAGAAAGUGAUUGUGCCUAGAAAAAGUGUUUGUAUAGUAAACCCUUGAUUUAAUGGAUAGGGACCUGGGCAGGGGAAAGGGGUGUCUAUUGAGCUGAAUGAGAUUGUUCAAGGCCAAAAUGUACCUAUACAUGAAAUUACUUUAAUAAUCAUAAAGUAUUUGGUGUCGCCUUUACCUAUGAAGCCAUAGGUAAAAGCCAUAGCUGAAAGUACAAAUAUUUAUACCUUCCCUUACAAAACAUAGUCACCAACUCUUGUAAAAGAGUUUUGAUAUAGCCACUAACUGGCCAGGUAAUUAUUUAUUAACUAUUUUUUAAAAAUAAAUUAUGCACGUGCAGCAGCAGGAAGCAUCUCCUGACCUGACUUGAUCCAUUGUUUGGGAUGAAUUCUGAUAUGGCCUGAAAUGCAGACAAAAAUCCAAAUCCAACCUCUUUUUGUCCACUGCAUUCGAGAUCCAUUAAAACAGAGGAUUUACUAUACUUGCUUUCUUCCUAUUGUGCUCGUUUAUUGGUGGCAAUCUGGAGGUCUUCCAGAUGUUUUUAAACUUUAGGUUCCUUUGUGUCUCUCCCCGUUGGCUCUGCUGGCUAGGGCUAUGGAAUCGGAGUUAGGCAGCAAGAGGAGAGCCACUUUACCCGUCCUGAUGCCAAAGGAAGAUAAUGUGAUUUACAAAGGGAGAAAUCCUUCAGAUUUGCAAAGUGGAGUGGAAUCAUCAAGAAAAAAAAACUUCGCCAGCUGAUGGCUGCUGCCUUUACACAAACCGGCCCUUGUAUAUUUCUUUGUACUGUAAUAAGUUUGGAUCUUUGUGUUGUAAUCCAGGCGCCAAAAAAAGC
Thamnophis elegans (Western terrestrial garter snake) is the source of this 2875-nucleotide messenger RNA. RefSeq names its product solute carrier family 37 member 3 (gene SLC37A3). Lineage: Eukaryota; Metazoa; Chordata; Lepidosauria; Squamata; Natricidae. The record is from RefSeq and is a predicted model, not a curated record. Gene Ontology annotation, molecular function: transmembrane transporter activity. Gene Ontology annotation, biological process: transmembrane transport. The transcript has 15 exons. Bases 172 to 1689 code for a protein of 505 amino acids. Gene Ontology annotation, cellular component: endoplasmic reticulum membrane.